Molecule: messenger RNA, 813 nt
Organism: Brassica napus (rape)
Lineage: Eukaryota; Viridiplantae; Streptophyta; Magnoliopsida; Brassicales; Brassicaceae
Product: F-box/FBD/LRR-repeat protein At5g18770-like
Exons: 2
Coding region: 1-813 (270 amino acids)
Source: RefSeq, a predicted model, not a curated record
AUGAAGCAGUUCUAUAAGUACCAAAAGCGCUUUCUCACUACUGAGCAAGCGGUUUGGACGAGUGUUCUGUCCUCUAGAUGGAGACAUCUCUGGAAAUGGGUUCCUAGGUUAGAACUAAACACCCUUGACUUCACAAACGACCAACUCUGUGUCGAUUUCAUCCACGAGUUUCUUGCUUUCCAAGGCAAGCACUACUUGCGUGAGUUCAAGUUGACCAUUGACCACGAUGGCCUUAACAGUGAGGUUUAUCUUUACAAGCCGUGUCUCGGUAAAGUGUUGGAUAUGCGGAAGCUUGAACGUUUCCAAUUCCAAGUCGAGAAUAAGUUUGGUGCCAUUGACGACAUUGAUGACGUCAUCCGGACACCCUUAACGCUUUCCGCGUGUGAGGCAUUGGUAUGCUUAAAGCUCCAUCACGUUAGCCUGUACGAGCUCGUGUCUCUCUCCUUGCCCUGUCUCAAGAUCAUGUACUUGGAAGACGUUGUUCUCCCUAGCGAUGCUGCUGCGGAGGCUCUCAUCUCUUGCUCUCCGGUUCUAGAAGUUUUAAAAAUAUGUCUUAGCAAAGAUGAUUCUGUAGUAGCGCUACGUGUCCGCUCGCUCUCGCUAAAGAGCUUCGUUUUAAGACGAGCGGAGCCUUUUUAUGCUCGUGGACGUUCGGUUGUGAUCGAUGCCCCGAAGCUUGAGCGUCUGAGUCUCAUGGAUUACUACCAUUUUAGAAGGUUUGAGAUAAUAAGUAAGGCUGAGUCUUUCAAGGUUGAUAUUGAUGUCGAGUUUGAGCUGAUGAGUGAUAAUUUGUGGGAUUAUGAGAGCUUCUAA